GCAAUGUAAGCUUAACAUAUCUGGCAAUAUUUGCAUUCGCUAGGUCAGGUAUUUCUCACCAGCCUGGGUUCCUUAAGAUACUGCUUCUAAGCCUGUGAGAUCAGUGGGACUGCAGUUGAAUGAAGAGGGCCCUUGGGAUGCUGCUGCGGAAACAAGACCAAGACUCCAAGAUUUUGGCUUAAAACUAAUGCUAAACUAUAGUAUAAAAUAGUAUGAUUGCCAAAAGGAAAUCUAAAGAAUAAAGAGUUUGCAGUGUCGAAAACUUUCAUUGUGCAGCAGUAGUCAGAGGCUCACUUCACUGCACUAUGUCUUGCUCCAGUUCAAAGGGUUCCCAAGGUCUAAGGGAGAUUGCAGCAUGGCUGCUAGUCAUCUCUGUUUUUUCUGUGCAGUUUAUUAGCAUUCAUGGUCAAGAGGGAUCGGGAGACUAUACAGGUUAUAAUGAAUUUCAGGAAGAGAUUUAUUCAGAGGAGAAUAAUUAUGAUGAAGACUCUAGGUACAAUGGCUAUGUGUCUGGAGAUGAUGAUUUUGCUACUGCUACAGAUGUUCCAUCAAGCAUCACAGAAGACUUAUAUACAGAGGAAAUAACAUAUUCUGAGUAUGACACUGACACUCAGCUGGUGACAGAGGAGUCAAGACUGUAUCCAUUUCCGACGGAAUCCUUUUUUGCGGCAAGGGAUGUAACUACAAUUACAACGAGGCUUCCAUACCAAAGACCAACCACUCCAAGUGAGAAUGAGGACAUUCUACAGGCUCCAGAUAUUUCCAACAAUGAUGAAGUGACCAAUUUAAUUGAAGAAUUUAAUAUACCCAAGAGUUCAGGCGUGAAGACCAUUUCAGGAUCAAAGUCUCAUAUAACUGCAUAUCAGCUGGGGGGGAGACUGCAAAUUAAGCGACUGGCAAGAUUACUGCUCCCUACUGGAUUGCCUCUGGAAUUCUCCCUUGUUUCAACCUUAAGAAUGAGAGAACGGACUCAGGAAGACGUCUGGAACCUAUGGGAUCUGCAGGCUAGGAAUGGGGUUGAACAGUUCAGACUGCGACUUUAUGGAGAAUUAAAUUCCGUAGAUGUAUAUAAUGCAGCAGCUACUGGUAGGGAAAAAGUAACUACUUUUAGGAAUGUGGACACUUUGUUUGAUGGGAAAUGGCACAAACUUUCUCUGAGUGUCAGAAGAAAUCAACUUACAUUAUAUGUGGACUGUCAACAAGUUGGCACCUCUGCCGUCAAUAUAUAUGGCACAGCAAGGGUGGAUGGAUUCAGCACUGUGGGAAGGAGGAUAAAGGAUGAUACUACAGCUAAUAUUGACAUACAACAAUUUGAGUUGUUUGCAGAUGCAGGAAGAUCUGUUGAAGAAACUUGCUGCGAUAUUCCAGGAGUGGAUGAUGAUAGGUGUGUGGAUUUAGGUGAAGCUGAUUUAGGUGAAGCUAUUCUUCCAACUAGCUGCAACUGUUUGCCUGGAGAUCCUGGGUUUGAGGGAUUCCCAGGAGCAAAGGGCGAAAAGGGCAAGCAAGGUCUUGAAGGGUAUAUUGGAGUUUAUGGUAGACAAGGUUACAGAGGGGCCAAAGGAGGACAAGGAAGAAGAGGUGAUACAGGUUCCAGGGGUGACCCAGGCCCUGAUGGUGACGAAGGCCCCUCUGGUUUCACAGGUGAUAUUGGCUAUAUAGGACUACCUGGAAUCAAAGGAGAAGAAGGAAAACCAGGAAUUAAGGGCGAACUUGGACUGACAGGUCCUAGAGGAGAACAAGGAGAAACUGGAGAGACUGGUGUUGUUGGAAAACCAGGGAGUGAUGGCGUUAGGGGAUCUUCUGGUGAAAAGGGAUCAAGAGGUCCACCAGGAAGGGAUGGACAACAAGGACCUAAGGGUCAAAAGGGUAAUACUGGCACCUCAGGAUUUACAGGAAGCAGAGGGGAUCCUGGAUACACGGGUUACCUCGGAAUUCCAGGAGGUCAAGGAGAGCAAGGAUUAAAGGGCACUAAAGGAUUAUCGGGGGCUGCAGGCAUGCCAGGUAUCCAUGGAAAGGAUGGAAAGAUUGGUGUUCCAGGAAGAGAAGGAGAAACUGGAGUAUUGGGACUAAAGGGAGACAAAGGAGAUCAAGGUCCACAGGGUCCACCAGGCAUUGAGGGCAUGAUGGGACCCAAGGGUGCAAAAGGUGACCCAGGAGUACAUGGAGACCCAGGUCCUCAGGGUCUUAUAGGACCAAAGGGCUCAAAAGGAGAAACAGGAGAUGAUGGAGUAAAGGGAGACAAGGGAAAACUAGGAUCCAAAGGCAACCAUGGCAUUACGGGCGAUACUGGUGACACUGGAGACAAAGGAUCAAAAGGGAAGCGUGGCCCAGCAGGUCCCAUAGGUCAGCAAGGCAGAAUUGGCACCCCUGGAUCACCAGGUCCAAGAGGUUAUCCUGGUCCAUUGGGAGAGAAUGGAGAGAGAGGGCCUCUUGGAUCUCCUGGACUUCCUGGGCCCCAGGGCCCAGACAUGCCUGAUCAACUUGUGUAUGAGCUGUGCCGUAAAGUUGUUAUAGAGCAAACGUCUCAAUAUGCAGCUGGCAUUAGAGGAAAGUGUACUAGCGCCUGUCCUACUGCCAAUGUUCAAUUGAUUGGACCACCAGGACCUCCAGGUGCUCCUGGAAAACUUGGAAAAAAGGGAAAAACUGGUACUGCUGGAUCAAAUGGAAAAAGAGGACCAAGAGGACCAGUUGGCCUUCCUGGACAGAAAGGACUUCUGGGAGAACAAGGUAACAAGGGUGAUAAAGGAGAAAGAGGUGACACGGGUAUCGGACGUCCAGGUCAAGAUGGAAUUCAAGGUCCUACAGGAUAUCUGGGUUACCCAGGAGUUGCCAAGGAUGGAAUGCCUGGCCCACGGGGCCCACCUGGUUACAAUGGUCCAAUUGGUCAGCAGGGGCUUGCAGGUCCUCCAGGUGUCCCAGGAUUUUGUGAAGCCAGAGACUGCAGUAUUAAUGCACCCACAUUACUGAAUGAACAAGGUCUAACGAAUGCAAGACUCGACUGAGUAUCAAAAAGCAGAAUCUGGAAAACAAUAAGAUGGCAGAUGUAUGUAGAGUUCUGAUAAACAAGUUACUGUUACGAAGAAAGAGUCCUCACUUGUAUAGAUGCAAACUGAACGAUAAUUUCUGCCACCAUGAAAUUCAGAUCUUCACUCAUUAUGUUGUUGUCAAGGACAUCUCCUCUAAGAAAUAUGUUAUCUAGUUUGUUUUGACUUUUAAUGCCUUUAAAAAGUUACAUUUGAUAUGCCUUUGAUACACAGUAGACAUUACUGUUGCUGAAUCACCAUAAACAAACCUCUGAUUCCAGAAGACUAUCUGAUCCACAUUGCUCUGCAAAUGGUACCUAGUAUGAACACAGAAAUCAAUGGACAAGCAACAAGUGAUAUGUGGCCAACUGUUUUUUACCAAUUGUGACAGUUAAGGGGAUGAAAUAUCUAUUAUUUUUUUUUUUUUCUUCCAAAGACCCUUAGUCUCUAAACAAAGAAAGACCAGGUAUGCUGAUUAAAAAGAAAAUAAAUAGCUCAAAGAAAAAUCAUUGAUUCAAUGUGCUGUUAUUUGAUAAUAAAAUAACUCAAAAUACCAAUGUAUCGAACAUGAUUGAACUGCAAUAAUGCAUUCCUUAUUCUAUUACAAUACACAAGAACCUUGAAUAACAUGUCAAAUAUAUCCCAAUAUACAACCUUUUGGGUCAGAUUUAUCAAAAUUUGAGUUUGUGGGGAAAAAAGUGGACAUAGAAACUUGUGCAACUAUUUUAUCGAAUGUUAAUUUUAAAUUAAAAAACAUAAUAAAGAAAGUCACAUGCCAGAGUAAAAUACAUUGGUCAAUUAAUUUUUAAUGAGGCUUAAAAUCUAUACAUCCUUGCCAGUUUUUACUUGCCAAAUAUUUUUCUGGCGACUUUUUGCAUCUUUUUCUGUAAUAAAUUCUGACUAUUCAAGGUAUCAGAAAAUACUGUUUUUUUCUUCAUACUUUUCCUUCUAGUGAAUCACUGAAUUUCCACUUGGUCACAAUCAUAUCCUUCUUGUUAUUGCUCUGUAUUACACCCACAGUGCCAUUAACUCAGCAUUCCCUCAAUAAGGACGGUAUAAGUUAAAAACCUAUUUUCUUAAAAUUUAAAAUAUUAUUUUGAUUUUCACCAUGAGGCUGUCAUUGUGAUAUACAUACAGGCAUAUAUAUGUAUACAGAUGUUUUGAAACUCUUGUAGUAUAUAAUUUCAUCAUACACAUACCCAACAAUAGUGACGCUGGG
This is a messenger RNA of Xenopus laevis (African clawed frog), 4242 nucleotides long. RefSeq names its product collagen alpha-1(IX) chain. The transcript has 29 exons. Bases 306 to 3002 code for a protein of 898 amino acids. NCBI's taxonomy places the organism in Eukaryota, Metazoa, Chordata, Amphibia, Anura, Pipidae. The record is from RefSeq and is a predicted model, not a curated record.